GAAAGGGCUGUGGGUAGGCGUAUUCUGAUUGGAUGUUUGUGUGAGAACUCAUGAGUUGCUUCCUGUUUCCCACCACGGAUCUAACGCGUUUCUCUUUAGAGAAGUUGUAUUUUGGUUUCGUAUAAUUAUUUUAAUUGGCAUAUACUAAGAUAGUUAUAACAAAAUGAAAACCAAAUGUGGAUGUUUUGCACCUUUCGUCUUGCUAGUUAUCGCGUCACUUCUUUAUCUAGGCGAUUGUGAAUACCAUACUUUAUCGCAUCUCAAACCUCAAGCCUCAGAUAAGACGCAGGCAAAAGCUGUGGUUGAACUCCUGAAACGUGUUCUUGGUGGUAGAUCCAGAGAAUUCAUUGUGUUGGUCAACAGAACGUUUUCUAACGACACUCUGGACGUUUGUGAACUCCGGUCAGCGAAAAAUAACAAGAUCGUAGCUAUUGGAAGCACGGGGGUGGCCGUGACUACUGGGAUAUAUAAUUAUUUGAAGUAUUUCUGUAAUUGUCACAUAUCUUGGUCAGGGAAUCAGUUGAACGUUCCUCGUCCACUGCCUACUCUUACCGGCGUCUUGCGUAUCAGUACCCAGCACAGAUUUAGGUACUAUCAGAAUGUGUGCACCCAGAGUUACUCAAGUGUGUGGUGGGAUUGGCCACGAUGGCAGAGGGAGAUCGACUGGAUGGCACUCAAUGGUAUUAACAUGCCUUUAGCAUAUACGGGGCAAGAAGCCCUGUGGCAAGAGGUGUACCUGUCCCUUGGCCUGAACCAGACUGAGAUGGAUCAGUUUUUCACUGGUCCAGCAUUCCUGGCCUGGAAUCGCAUGGGCAACUUGUUCCAAUGGGGUGGCCCACUUCCCCAGUCUUGGCAUGUCAAGCAACUUCAUCUACAGUUUAAAAUUUUGGAUCGGAUGAGGGCUCUUGGAAUGAUUCCUGUUUUGCCAGCCUUCUCUGGGAUUGUGCCUCCAGGAAUCACCAGACUUUAUCCGAAAGCAAACGUGACGAAGCUGAAUCCAUGGAGCCAUUUCAACUGCACCUACUCCUGCGCCUACCUGCUGGAUCCACGGGACCCCCUUUUCCAGAGGAUUGGGGGGCUUUUCCUGUCCCAAAUGGUGGAGCAGUUUGGGACUGACCACAUCUACGGAGCAGACACCUUUAACGAGAUGACGCCCUCUUCUUCUGAACCUGCAUACCUGUCCUCUGUCAGUAACGCAGUCUUCACCACCAUGACCUCAGUGGACCCACAAGCAGUCUGGUUGAUGCAAGGCUGGUUGUUUGUUUCUGACACAGCGUUUUGGAGGCCAGCCCAGGUCAAAGCGCUGCUGCACGGUGUCCCUCUGGGGAGAAUGAUUGUGCUGGACCUGUUUGCUGAGUCACUGCCAGCCUUCUCCUUCACACAGUCCUUUUAUGGACAGCCCUUCAUUUGGUGUAUGCUGCACAACUUUGGUGGGAACAAUGGCAUGUUCGGCACAGUGCAGCAGGUCAACUUGGGACCCUUUGAGGCGCUGCGCUUCCCCAACUCCACGCUGGUCGGACUUGGCAUGGCACCAGAGGGCAUCGAGCAGAAUCCUGUGGUAUACGAGCUGAUUAGCGAGCUCGCCUGGCGGAAGGAACCCGUUAACCUGCUCAAGUGGGUGUCUCUGUAUGCAGCCCGUCGCUAUGGCAACAUGGGCGAGCGGUUGGGUGCUGCGUGGCGGCUGCUGUUCCGAAGCGUGUACAACUGUACCGUGGCAGGAUACAAGAACCACAAUCACAGCCCACUGGUGCGCCGGCCAUCACUACACAUGAAGACCGACAUAUGGUACGACCCUGCUCACCUCUACGAGGCGUGGCGGCUGCUCUUUGAGGCAGCCCCAACGCUGAUGGCUACCGAGACCUUCCGUUAUGACCUGGUGGACGUCACGCGACAAGCCCUCCAGCUGCUUACCACAGAAUUCUAUCGGGAGAUCCGCGACGCCUUUCAGGCGCAGAAGCUUCCAGAGCUUUUAAAUGCAGGUGGUGUACUCAUGUAUGAUCUGUUGCCUGAGCUCGACCGCCUCCUGUCCAGUAACUACCACUUCUUACUCGGGGUGUGGCUGGACAAUGCACGCUCUAUGGGAUUAAAUGAGAGGGAGGCUCAGCUGUAUGAUAUCAAUGCGAGGAACCAGCUCACACUCUGGGGACCAGAGGGUAACAUCCUGGACUAUGCCAACAAGGAGUGGGGUGGACUCAUGGAGGACUACUACUCCCAGAGGUGGGGGCUGUUUGUCAACACACUGGUGGAAUGUUUGGACCGAGGCAGACCCUUCAGACAAGAUUCCUUCAACCAAGAAGUAUUUCAAAUAGAGAAAGGAUUUGUUUAUAAUGAGCGGAAAUACCCCUUUAAACCACUUGGCAAUACUUAUGACAUUGCAAGAAGGAUCUUCCUGAAAUACUACCCUCAAGCACUUAAGAGGUUAACGUGAACCAACCAACCAACUGCAGUGUCUUAGGUAAUUAAUUGUACCUCCAAUGACCAUUACUUCUUAAGGAGUAUAAAACACAACUAAAGCCAUUUCAAUGGAUUUUUUAUUUUCAUUUUUUUUUUUUUUUUAUACCACAAAAUGUAUAUGGAACACUGGGAAAUAUCAGCUGCUAUCCAGGAUAGACAUUGACAGCAUUUGGGUAAACUUUCAGUGUUAUCUGAUAACUUUUGUUGCCAUGAAUGGCUAAAAGUGUUCACACAUAUUUGGGUGGAAUGAGACUUCUGAGACCUCUGUAAUAUGAUGACAUUUUAGCUGUAUACACCAAUGUCUGGUAGACAUCUUGGCCUGGUUUUAUUCUGUUGUAAUAGACAGUGGGAGUAACACCUCAGAGGCCUUUAAUACUUUUAUAUAUAUUUUCUGUCUUAACCUAGGGCUGAACAUCACUUUAUUCAUUCUGUUUCCUACAGGGAAUUGACUGACUGUACUUGUGAGACAAGUAGAUAUGCUAAAAAUAACUCUAAAUAUAAUUUUUUUGAGAAAGGAUUGAACCUCCUUGUUACAGCUUCAAGAGUGUCUCUGAAGAUCAGACUGGACCUGCACAGGUUCAUACCUUUUAAUUCAGGGGACUGUUGAGCAAGUUUUUAUUCAAACUGCAGUAUCAUAAAAAUGUACUGUACAACUGGAAACUGUAAAUACUGUACAAACAUUGAUUUGACAGAAUUUAAGUAAUUCAUUUUAAAUAAUUGUUGUCCAUUGCAUGUGCACCACGGGACUAAAAUGACAACCAUGCCUGUUAGCUCUUACACCAGAUAUACAGUGACUAGUCUAUGAAAAUCUAUUUCAUAUGGCCAAGUUUGGGGAGUGUUCUGUAAACUCACUCAGUGUUUACUGCCUGGAAAAUGUAUCUUUUGACGAACUUUGAAAUGUUUUUACUCCGUGGUACACAAUAUUUCAAUUGCAGCCAUUAAUUGGCUAGUCUGGUGUGUAUUUAUAUGUGUGUGUGGCUGUUUCUGUACAUAUUUGAACCGCUGUAAUUCCCCAAACCUUAAUUACUGACCAGUCAAAACAGUGAUAGGUUUACAACGUAUUACAUUGUGAAUAUGAAUAGUAAUUGAGAACAAAAUGCUAUUUUUUAUAUUUUGUCAAAUAAAGCCAUACUUUUCAUACUGUC
Molecule: messenger RNA, 3599 nt
Organism: Clupea harengus (Atlantic herring)
Lineage: Eukaryota; Metazoa; Chordata; Actinopteri; Clupeiformes; Clupeidae
Gene: naglu
Product: N-acetylglucosaminidase, alpha
Source: RefSeq, a predicted model, not a curated record